UAAAAAGUAAGCGGAAGUAACGGAGCACUGAAAAGAGGUAAAAACAUUUUGAACUAUCGACGGUCAGUGUUUAACCUGUAAGCCUGGACUGCCCUAAAACUACCUCUUUGAGAGGCUUCGUUCAAACUUUUAACCCACGCAUGUACUUUUACUUUUGUUUUCCCCUUGCCAUGGAGGCAGAAGCUCUCUUUUAUUUUAUGCUGCCACAUUUUUCAUGACCUCUCCUCGCUGUGGUGAACAAGAACCAGCAUGGCAGUCGGUGUGAAGGCGGUGUUUCUCGGUGUGGAGGUUAAACUGCACAGACCGCUGCUGGCCGGCUGUAUGAACUCCUCCAGGACAACUUACGCUGGAAACAUUUAUCCAAAAAGCCAGUUCAGCUCUCUGUGCCCCCUUCUUCCGAGGUUUGAUGGGGCUCGAACCUUCUUCCUCUGCUGCGCACGCGCAGAAGGUCACCCGCUGAAACGCGCUGGUCCACUUGGAAAUAGUAAAGUGGGACUUUUCAGCAGGAUCCACAGUGGUCCGUAUUUAUAUCACAAUCAAAGCCCAUCAGCGUUUAGAUGUCUUCACAGAAGAUCUGAAUCUGCAGGGCUGAUGAAAGAGGUCCUGCUGCGGAGGGGUGCAGCCUGGCCUGGAGUGUCCAUAAUCCGCAGAAGAGGGACAGAUGCUCCUCUUUCCAGUGUGUCUCCAGUYUUUUUAGUGAUGAAGUUUGACCAAGAGGGAAAUGUGACAUCGUUUGAAAAGAAAAAGACAGAACUUUGCCAGGAGCUGAGUCUUCAGGCCAGAGACCUUCGCUUCCAGCACAGCACCAGCCUCACUACGAGAAACAACUGCAUCAUCAUUCGAAUGGCCUCGUUAAAAGCCAUCCUGACCCCGACGUUCCUGCUGGUGUUUGAUUUUCGCAGCCUGGGACUGGAGCGUUGGUUGUUGCUGGAGCUGGCCUCGCAGCUAGCAUCACAGACGCACCCUCUGCCCUUUGAGUUCAAGGCACUGGAGGCCAUCCUGCAGCACAGGGUAAACACUUUACAAACCCAGCUGAACGAGCUGGAACCAGUAAUACUGGACACUCUGGAGUUCCUCGUGGACCCUAAGAUCCUUUCAGCUGAUAGAAGUAAGCUGCAUAUACUGUUACAGAACAGCAAGAGCUUAUCGGAGUUGGAAACGGACAUAAAAGUUUUUAAGGACUCUUUGCUGAAGAUCCUGGAUGAGGAUGAGAUCAUUGAAGAAUUCUGUCUCACCAAAUGGACUGACCCAAGAGCUUUAGAAGAGAACAGUUUGGGAAUUGACCACGCCGAGGAGAUGGAGCUUUUGCUGGAAAAUUUCUUCAUGCAGGCUGAGGAGCUGGGAAACACAGCCCGAGAGUUGAAGGGACUGAUCGAUGACUCCGAGAGCGUCAUCUUUAUCAAUCUAGACAGCCAUCGAAACGUGAUGAUGCGUCUGAACCUGCAGCUGACGAUGGGUUCCUUCUCGCUUACGCUGUUCGGUCUGAUCGGAGUYGCCUUUGGAAUGAACUUAACAACAGCUUUUGAAGACGACCCUCGUGCUUUCUGGCUGGUGACUGGCUUCAUGUUCUUGGGCAGCGGGCUCAUAUGGAGACGGCUCUUAUCCUUUUUGGGAAGGCAUCUAGAGCCUUCAGUUCUCCGACCGAUCCCACAGAUUUGGAAGAGAAAUCUGAAGUCCUCAGACUUUAAACCUGGAGUCAGAUGAACUCUGCUCUGUUGAAGUGGUCAGACUCUGCAGCUCUAAAGAAACUCAUCCAUGUUUGUGAGUGGCAGUACUUUACAUGAAACAGAGAACUAACCAACAACUGGACUGUUAGUAAAAAAAAAAAAAUCCAAAAGUGCUUUAAGGAUAGUUAUUUUACUUAAAUUGAUAUUAAAUGUAUAAAUAUGUGUCUGGCAUUAAAGAUGUCUUCAGUGCCCAGCUUGUUCUUAAAUGUUGCCUUUUUGUUUUAACCCAGAGUUCAUACAUUGUGGAACAUUAUUCUGCUGGAGAAAGCCAAGUUUUAUCAGGUGAUCAUCUGGUGUGUGCUGUGAUCAUUGCCAUAUGUCAUUAAACGCACCGAUACACAGAAACUGUAUCUCUGAUAAAAGAGUAAAUAUGUUUUUUCAGCAGUUUGUACUUAGUCCAAAAAAUACUAGUAUAUUUGCAAGUAGAGAAAGUUUUUCUUACGAAAAAACAAGUGUUCAUGAAUUGCACUAUACUUUUGCUUGAGGCCUGUUACCAAAUUUUAUUAAUUCAAAACAACCAUAAAAACCAAAACRUACAAUAUAUUUAGAUAUAAUAUGAAAAAAAUGCAAAAAUAGUCAGGUGUUCAUGCUUUAUUAAAUGUGAAAACUGAAUACAAAUGUGUUUGAAGAUGUGAUCUAAAAACAUAGUUAAAGCCUGUCUGUAAUGAAAAGCCAAACAAUAAAACUUUCAGCAUUUAUUGCCAA
This is a messenger RNA of Austrofundulus limnaeus, 2432 nucleotides long. It is a transcript of the gene mrs2, whose product is annotated as magnesium transporter MRS2. The record is from RefSeq and is a predicted model, not a curated record. Gene Ontology annotation, biological process: mitochondrial magnesium ion transmembrane transport. Lineage: Eukaryota; Metazoa; Chordata; Actinopteri; Cyprinodontiformes; Rivulidae. Gene Ontology annotation, molecular function: magnesium ion transmembrane transporter activity. Gene Ontology annotation, cellular component: mitochondrial inner membrane.